AUGGCAGACAAGAGCAGUUCCAAGGUUAGCUCCAGGCUUGCAGCGAGGAGACAGGAGAAAAUGCUGGAGAAAAAGAAAGAAACAGUGACGAAGGAGGAGAAGGAGGAGACGAAGCCAGAGAAGGAGGCAAAAAAUGAGAUGAAUGGAAAUGGAGAGCCCAUGGAGAAUGGAGCAGAGGCUGCCGUCAAUGGGGCUACCGCUAACGAGGAGAAUGGAGAAACUAAGGUGGAACCCAUGGAGCUGCCUCCGUUUGAGAUCAUAUUAGGGGAUCGGAUUGACCCCUUUUUCUUCAAAUUCCAAUUCAAGAACGUUGAGUACUCCUCAGGCCGGAAUAAGACCUUUCUCUGUUACUUGGUGGACCAGGGUAGUAGCAAUGAGGGUUUGCUGAGGGGCUAUCUAGAGGAUGAGCACUCCGGGGCCCAUGCGGAGGAGGCUUUCUUCCAGCAAAUUCUACCCAAGUAUGAUCCAGCCCUUAACUACACAGUUACCUGGUAUGUAUCAUCUAGCCCUUGCGUCGCUUGUGCCACCAAGCUGGUGGAAAUACUGAAGGAACGCAAGACCCUCCGUCUUAGCAUCUUCGCUGCCCGCCUUUUCAACUGGGAAGAACCUGAAAUUCAAGCAGGGCUGAAGGCAUUAGCGGCUGCCGGUUGCAAGCUGCGCGCCAUGAAACCUUUGGACUUCUCUUACACCUGGGACACCUUUGUGGAGAAUGAGGACCAGAGAUUCACCCCUUGGGAAGACUGCCAGGAGAACUAUGAGUACUACCAGGAGAAGCUGGCAGACAUUCUGCAGUGA
This is a messenger RNA of Chanos chanos (milkfish), 795 nucleotides long. It is a transcript of the gene apobec2a, whose product is annotated as apolipoprotein B mRNA editing enzyme, catalytic polypeptide-like 2a. The transcript is spliced from 2 exons. Gene Ontology annotation, cellular component: nucleus; cytoplasm. Gene Ontology annotation, biological process: cytidine to uridine editing. The coding region runs from base 1 to 795 and encodes 264 amino acids. The record is from RefSeq and is a predicted model, not a curated record. Gene Ontology annotation, molecular function: RNA binding; cytidine deaminase activity. Lineage: Eukaryota; Metazoa; Chordata; Actinopteri; Gonorynchiformes; Chanidae.